Messenger RNA from Cynocephalus volans (Philippine flying lemur), 1029 nucleotides. RefSeq lists its product as uncharacterized. The transcript has 5 exons. Lineage: Eukaryota; Metazoa; Chordata; Mammalia; Dermoptera; Cynocephalidae. The coding region runs from base 1 to 1029 and encodes 342 amino acids. The record is from RefSeq and is a predicted model, not a curated record.
AUGUCGAGCCGGGUCCCGGCGCCCAGCCCCCGGCUCGCGGCCGCCUUCCACCUCCUCCUCCCACCUCCUCGCCCCGGCUCCGCCAGUUCGAGACUUCCCUGGGCGGUGAGGUCAUCUCCCCGCCGCCCAUUGGCUGCGCCGUGCCGUCAGUCACAGGAGGUCGCGCCGCCGUCCUCGCCCCUCUCAUUCCCCUUCCUUCUGCGUCCGCCCCGUAGUCCGCCAAUCCCCGUCUCGUCAAGGCCUCUAAUUGGCCGGCGCCGCUGUCACUCCUCCAGCGGGCGGUAUGGGAGGUGGGAGGCGGGAGGCGGGCGGCGGGCAUGGUGGGAGGGUCCGCUGCUUCCCCGGCUGAGAGGAGGCGCCGGCGGCCGUGUCUGUAGUGGCCGCGGCGGCGAGAGCGACCGUCCCAUCCUCCCCACCCCCUCGGCUGCGCUCGCCACACGCCCUCCGCUCUCGCCGACUUCUCCCCAGCUCCGCGCGCCCCGGCUGGACGUUGACCCUCGGGAGCGGACGCGAGCGGCUAGAGCCGGAGCGGGGCAAGCCGCGGAGCCCGGGCCGGGAGGAGAUCGAGGCGUGAUCGAAGGGUAUGGUUGGCAUGGAAUUGAAUUUCAUCUGUCUGUGGGAAUUGUAAGAAAGAUUGCCAUCACGAAAGCCAAAGUGGAUUUCUCCAGUGUGGUGUGCCUGCCCCCUUCCGUCAUUGCUGUGAAUGGGCUGGACGGAGGAGGGGCUGGCGAAAAUGAUGAUGAACCAGUGCUCGUGUCCCUGUCUGCAGCACCCAGUCCCCAGAGUGAAGCUGUUGCCAAUGAACUGCAGGAGCUCUCCCUGCAGCCCGAGCUGACCCUAGGCCUCCACCCUGGCAGGAAUCCCAAUUUGCCUCCACUUAGUGAGCGAAAGAAUGAGACGAAUAGCAAGGGGAGGAGCUCACUCACUGCCCUCACCGCACUUCGUAUGUCUCAACUUGCGUGCUUUUUGGUUUCCUGUCGGCCCGUGAUUCUACUCUGUGCCAUCUUGGCUUGCCUGAAGGGUGGAUAA